UCGAGGCUGCGUGAAGCUAUUUAUUUACAUGAUUAGGUAUAUGAUUUUCUAAUGAAAAUGUCAGCUUACGAAGACUUAAUUCUUGUAAAAAAUUAAUCACAUUGAGAGCUUGAAGAUAAAAUUUAUUAUUAUAUUUUAAUUUUUAAACAUGUGUUAAGACUAUAGAUAUAUUGAUGCGCAAUUUUUCAAGUAUAUUUCCUUUACUGCAUUUGUUACUUCCUGGAAGUUUUAAUAUAUUUUGAUUUAGAAGUUAAAAAAGAAUACAUGUGCUUUUAGGUUUAACACUAUUCUUUAAAUGGUUUUUUCAUUAAAACUAACAUUUUUGAGGUAACAUAAAAAUUCAUGUCUCCACUUCCUUUACUUAAACUUGGUACUCUUGUUGUUAAACAACUUUCUAAACCGUUGGCAAAUGCUAUAAAAAGUACAGUUAAAGAGAACCCCAGGUUUGCCAAAACUGUUGCAUUACCUGCUCAAGCUUUUCAUAUUAUGGAGCAGAGAGUUCGAAUGGCAGGGUUUGGUUGGAAAAAUAAGGUUGAAGUAAAACCUCUUAAUGAAGAUGCUGCCGUUAACCUGGGAGCAGAAAUGGUUGGGGAGUUUGUUAUAUUCUCAUUAGCAGCAAUUUGCGUUAUUUUGCAAGUCGUGUACAGUAAAAGGAGCGAAAAGCGAAAAGAAGAAGUACUAAACAAUAAGCUGGUUUCUCUUCAAGAGCAAAUUUUACAACUUAAUGUAGAAAAAAGCGAGUUUAAACAAGAGAUUAGUAAUUUAAAAGAGUCUAUACUAUUGCUUAAAAGUGUAAAAGUAGAACUAAAUAGCAACUAAUAAAAUUUUUAAACUGUG
Messenger RNA from Hydra vulgaris (swiftwater hydra), 837 nucleotides. RefSeq names its product optic atrophy 3 protein homolog. Gene Ontology annotation, biological process: regulation of lipid metabolic process. Gene Ontology annotation, cellular component: mitochondrion. Lineage: Eukaryota; Metazoa; Cnidaria; Hydrozoa; Anthoathecata; Hydridae. The record is from RefSeq and is a predicted model, not a curated record.